CAGACGAUUCGCAUCUAGAGUCUAACCUUUCGACCGAUCCGUCGUCAAUCAUCAAACUUCCCGACAUCUAGGAGCAGCCUUCGUACGACAGUUGCCCAGCAUGUCGCUCGUCUCGGGGGAGAAGUCGAACUUCCAGUUCAUUCUCCGUCUUCUGAACACCAACGUUCGUGGUCAGGAGAAGGUUAUGUACGCGCUCACCAAGAUUGGUGGUGUUGGUCGUCGUUACUCCAACAUUGUGUGCAAGAAGGCCGAUGUCGACCUGAACAAGCGCGCCGGUGAGCUCACCUCGGAAGAGCUCGAGCGUAUCGUCACCAUCAUCCAGAACCCCACCCAGUACAAGAUCCCCGGCUGGUUCCUUAACCGUCAGCGCGACAUCGUCGACGGCAAGGACAGCCAGAUCCUCGCCAACGGCGUCGCCUCCAAGCUCCGCGACGACCUCGAGCGCCUCAAGAAGAUCCGCGCCCACCGUGGUCUCCGUCACUACUGGGGCCUCCGCGUCCGCGGUCAGCACACCAAGACCACCGGCCGCCGCGGCCGUACGGUCGGUGUCUCCAAGAAGAAGGGUGGUUAAGCGUUACGUUACCGAGGAUGAUAAAAACAGGGGUUUGGGCGUGGGGGGGAAUCAAUCAUGGCGGCGCGAUACGGCUGGACAUUUUCUCUCUCCAUUCUCAUCACUUCUCAUGAUGACAAACUC
This is a messenger RNA of Colletotrichum destructivum, 694 nucleotides long. RefSeq names its product Putative small ribosomal subunit protein uS13. The record is from RefSeq and is a predicted model, not a curated record. Lineage: Eukaryota; Fungi; Ascomycota; Sordariomycetes; Glomerellales; Glomerellaceae. The transcript has 4 exons. Gene Ontology annotation, biological process: translation. The coding region runs from base 101 to 571 and encodes 156 amino acids. Gene Ontology annotation, molecular function: RNA binding; structural constituent of ribosome. Gene Ontology annotation, cellular component: small ribosomal subunit; ribosome; cytosol.